AUGACGCCGAGGUCGCUUUUGCUGAGCAAUCGUGGGACGAUCAAGCAUGAUUCUGGCAACGAACAUCACUCUCAAUUCGAUACGCGGGAGCAGGAGUCUGAUUUGAUUGCGACCAUGAUACCGCCAUUCGAAACAACAUUUGCCGUGCCGCUAAGCUGCGAAAGCUGCAUCAAAGAUGUCUCCACCUCGCUCUACAAAGUUGAUGGCAUCAACAACGUCUCGGCCGAUCUCAAGAACCAACUCAUAUCCAUAACAGGCAACGCCGCUCCCUCGGCAAUCGUCUCCGCAAUCCAAGACACAGGCCGAGAUGCUAUCCUCCGUGGCUCAGGCAAAGCAGAAAGUGCCGCCGUCUGCAUUCUGGAAACCCACUCCUCAUCCGUCAGAGAUCAUGUCCGAGGACUCAUCCGGUUGGUUCAAGUCAAUUCGGAAAUGACAAUCCUGGAUAUGACGCUUCGUGGAGUAACUCCAGGCUCGUAUAACGUUACGGUGCGAACGGCGGGCGAUAUCAGUAAUGGCGCUGCAUCGACAGGAGGAAUCUGGGAUGCUUUAGAAGCUAAGCAAGCAUCGCCACCACGGCCAGGAAAGGGCAUCUUCGGGAGGAUCGAAGUCGCUCAGUCGGGGCUUGGGACUGUGUUCAUCGACAAGCCUAUCCAGAUCUGGGAGCUCAUUGGUCGCAGUAUUGUAGUGAGCAGAAAGCAGGACAGCUUCGACAAGGAGGAUCCUGAUACGCUGGUUGGCGUGAUCGCUCGUUCGGCCGGUGUGUGGGAUAAUGAUAAGACGGUGUGUAGUUGUAGUGGGAAGACGGUUUGGGAGGAGAGGAAGGAGCAGACUGCUAAGGGCAUGUUAUAG
Molecule: messenger RNA, 849 nt
Organism: Recurvomyces mirabilis
Lineage: Eukaryota; Fungi; Ascomycota; Dothideomycetes; Mycosphaerellales; Teratosphaeriaceae
Gene: CCS1
Product: copper chaperone
Exons: 2
Coding region: 1-849 (282 amino acids)
Biological process (GO): superoxide metabolic process
Cellular component (GO): cytoplasm
Molecular function (GO): copper ion binding; superoxide dismutase copper chaperone activity
Source: RefSeq, a predicted model, not a curated record